AUGUGGUUGCCAUCAGCAAUUCUGUUUGGACUGAGCUUCAGCGCGCUUUUUGAAGUCGUCAAGGUAAGUUUUCGAAUUUUUUUUGGCUAAAGUUGAGUUUGAUAAGGUUAGGUUUAGAAGAGGCUUUGACUAAGCUUAGGCUUUGCUUUAGAUGAGGCUGAUUGGCUUUGUCUUGAUGGGUUUAGGUUUGGUAGGCUUGGUUUGAUUAGGUUUUGAAGUUAUAGUAGGCCUUGGUUACGAUGGCUUAGGUUUAGCUGGUUUAGGCUAAGUAGGCUUUGUUUCUUAGGUUUAGUUUAGUAGGUUUGGUUUAACAAGUUCAUGCUACGUAAGCUUAGGUUUAAUAGGCUUAGGCUUAGUAUGUUAGGUUGCAUAGGUUUAGGUUUAGGCUUAGUAUGGCUUGAUAGGCUAAGGCUUAGUUGGCUUAGGUUUAAUAAGCUUAGGCUUAGUGGGCUUAGGCUUAGUAGGCUUAGGCUUAGUAGGCAUAGGCUUAGUAGGCUUAGGCUUGGCAGGCUUAGGCUUGGCAGGCUUAGGCUUGGCAGGCUUAGGCUUGGCAGGCUUGGGCUUGAUAGGCUGAGGCUUGAUAGGCUGAGGCUUAGUUGGCUUUGGCUUAGUAGGCUUAGGCUUAGUAAGCUAAGGUUUAGUGGGCAUAGGCUUAGGCUUGGCAGGCUUAGGCUUGAUAGGCUGAGGCUUAGUUGGCUUUGGCUUAGUAGGCUUAAGUUCAAUAUGCAUUAGAUAAGUAGGACUAGAUUUAGCAGACUUUGGCUUAGUAGUCUUAGGCUUAACUAUGGGGCUUAGGUUUUGAAUUAGUAGGCUUAGACAAAAAAUGCGAUGGAUUUGGCUAAACAGGCUUAAUUUUAGUAGGUUUAGGAUUGGCUGUAAGUCCUGAAAGCGCAGGUUUAGUUUAGGCUUAGGCCUAGACAUAGAAAGUUUUGGUGUAGCUUAAGCUAGCAUUAUGUUUACUGUAUUGCGACUUCUCAAUGUGUUUUAGCCUGAGGAUGGCAGAAAGUUGGCGGUUACUUGUCCAAGUUACUCAACUGUCUCGCACGACGGUGAACGUUGUUUGCUUCAAUCCGAAGGUAAGGAUUGCACCGAUAGUAUAAUACUAAAGACGGAACAGCGUACUGGAAUGAUUGUGUUCCGUGAGAAUGAUGACGUGCCGGAUUACUUGAACCAAAUGGCCGCUAUUCAUGUUCAUUGUGGUCUGAAACCGGACCUCCAGUUUGCGUUGGUUUAUCACACGUAUGUUUAUGCUGAUAUUAUGACUGAGGCUUAGGUUUUGGCUUAGGCUUAGGCUUGGGCUUGGGCUUAGGCUUGGGCUUGGGCUUGGGCUUGGGCUUGGGCUUGGGCUUGGGCUUGGGCUUGGGCUUGGGCUUGGGCUUGGGCUUGGGCUUGGGCUUGGGCUUGGGCUUGGGCUUGGGCUUGGGCUUGGGCUUGGGCUUGGGCUUGGGCUUGGACUUGGGCUUGGGCUUGGGCUUAUUCAUUGAUAAUUUAACGUAAUUUUUGUAUUUUCAGCCAGAAAUCGUUUGUAGAUUGUGGUGGUGGUGCGAGACAAACAUCCCGACCUAACAAUUAUAAAUCUUUGUGUUACAUCAACCGUUAUCUGCCGUUUCAUAAAAAUCUUAAGAUUGCUGAAUAUAAACAUGGUGAUUUUAGUAAGUUUUUUUCGUGUUUAGGUUUAAUAGUGUUAUUAGUGGCCAUAGGCUUAUUAAUUAUAGGCUUAGUUCACGUAGGCUUAAUUGGGUUGGGCUUUGUAGAUUUAGGCUUGGUAGGCUUAUGCUUGAUAGACUUUGGGUUAGUAGAUUUAGGCUUGGUAAGGUUAGGCUUAGUAGGUUUAGGGUUGGUAGGCAUAAGCUUGGUAGGUUUUGGCUUGAUAGGCUUAGGCUUAUUUGGCUUAGGCUUAGUAGGCUUAGGCUUAGUAGGAUUAGGCUUAGUAGGCUUAGGCUUAGGCUUAGUGGGCUUAGGCUUGUUAGGCUUUGGCUUAAUAGGCUUUGGCUUAGUAAUCUUAGGCUUAGUAAGCUUAGGCUUAGUAGGCUUAGGCUUAAUAGGCUUAGGCUUAAGCUUAGUAGGCUUUGGCUCGGUAAGCUCAGGCUUGGUAGGCUUAGGCUUAGUAAUCUUAGGCUUAGUAAGCUUACGUUUAAUAGCCUUAGGCUUGUUAAGCUUAGGCUUAAGCUUAGUAUGCUUUGGCGUAGUAGACUUAGGCUAAGUAGCGAUGGAUAUAAGCUAUAUGAGUUUUCGCUAGGCUUGGCUUAGUAGUCACUUUAUUUUAUUUUUUCAGACAGCUACGUGACUUACGAGGAAGGUAAAGGCAACUUAGGUAUGUUUUUACUUUUUUUCUUAACUAUUGUCAAUUUCCGUUUUUUAUUUGUUUUUUUUGCAAUUUUAUGUUAUUAAAGUGUUUUUUUAGUAGUUUAUAUUCUCAUUUUUAAAUUUAAAAAGUUUUUUUUAGUCUAUAUAAUUUUAUUGUUUUAGGCGUCUUCCCUUACUCGAAAGAUGUCUACGAGAAAGUCGGAGGUAGUAAUGGAAAAAUUAGAACCGGAAUUGAAAGAGCUACUGAUUUGAUACACCUUUACAGCACGAACGGUUACGGUGUGAGUAGUGAACAUUUCAAGAGUUACGCUAGCGUAUACUGUACAUUUAACAAGUAGGUGUUUGUUUUGAACUUUCGUGGGUUUGAAAAUGAAAAUCGUUUCAUUUGUAAUUUGGUAUUUCUAACUAUCUUUUCAGACAGUGUGUUGGAGAAGGAACGGAAGUCCAAGAAACGGCCAGACUCAAUUAA
Messenger RNA from Bursaphelenchus okinawaensis, 2776 nucleotides. The record is from the annotation of a GenBank genome assembly. NCBI's taxonomy places the organism in Eukaryota, Metazoa, Nematoda, Chromadorea, Rhabditida, Aphelenchoididae.